AUCUAACACUCUCAAUACUAUCCACACGCCGCCACUCUCUCCUUCUGUCAAUUCUCUCUCUCUCUCUCUCUCUCUCCCUCUCAGAAAAUGGCUUCGGCUACUUCACUGUUUUACUCUUCUCUCACUCCUAAACCCAAACUGGUUUACCAAAACCCCGUACCCAAACACCGCCCUUCACUACUUAUUGUAUCCAGCGCCACCAACGACAACAACUCGGCUCCGCCGACGGCUUUGAAAAAGCGCCGCCCCGCCGACGAGAACAUCAGGGAGGAGGCGCGGCGGCACCGACUUGUUGACGGCGGAUCCCCCUCUGAGUUCAGCGCCAAGUACGUCCCGUUCGGCGCGGGGAAGUACUCGGCCGAGUCGUACUCGCUCGACGAGAUCGUGUACCGAAGCAACUCCGGCGGGCUCCUCGACGUCCAGCACGACAUGGACGCGCUGAAGAGGUACGACGGCGCGUACUGGAGGUCGCUGUUCGACUCGCGCGUGGGGAAAACCACGUGGCCGUACGGCUCCGGCGUGUGGAGCAAGAAGGAGUGGGUACUACCGGAGAUCGACCCGGACGACAUCGUUUCGGCCUUCGAAGGAAACUCCAACCUCUUCUGGGCCGAGCGUUUCGGCAAAGAGUUCUUGAACAUGAACGAACUUUGGGUUAAGCACUGUGGAAUCAGCCACACCGGUAGCUUCAAAGACUUAGGCAUGACCGUCUUGGUCAGCCAAGUGAACCGCCUCCGCAAACUCAAUCGACCGGUCGUCGGAGUCGGCUGCGCUUCCACCGGCGACACGUCGGCAGCUCUAUCGGCGUACUGCGCCUCCGCCGGAAUUCCCUCCAUAGUCUUCCUCCCGGCGAACAAAAUCUCCAUCGCGCAAUUGGUUCAGCCGAUCGCCAACGGCGCCUUCGUCCUCAGCAUCGACACCGAUUUCGACGGCUGUAUGAAGCUGAUCCGAGAGGUCACGUCGGAGCUGCCGAUUUACCUGGCCAACUCGCUGAACAGCUUGCGACUCGAGGGUCAAAAAACCGCGGCGAUCGAGAUUUUGCAGCAAUUCGAUUGGGAAGUUCCGGAUUGGGUGAUCGUACCCGGUGGCAAUCUCGGUAAUAUCUACGCUUUCUACAAAGGCUUCAAAAUGUGCGAGGAAUUAGGGCUCGUCGAUCGAAUUCCUCGCCUCGUGUGCGCCCAAUCGGCGAACGCCAAUCCUCUCUACUUGUACUACAAGUCAGGGUGGAAGAAUUUCAAGCCUGUAACCGCGAAUUCAACGUUUGCAAGUGCGAUACAGAUCGGAGACCCGGUUUCGAUCGAGAGAGCAGUGUACGCGCUCCAGAAUUCGGAUGGGAUCGUGGAGGAGGCCACGGAGGAGGAGCUGAUGGACGCGAUGGCGCAGGCCGAUUCGACCGGGAUGUUCAUCUGCCCUCAUACUGGUGUGGCAUUGACGGCUCUGAUUAAGCUGAGGAAGAGUGGCGUGAUUGGGGCUAAUGAUAGGACUGUGGUGGUUAGCACUGCUCAUGGCUUGAAGUUUACGCAAUCGAAGGUCGAUUACCAUUCUAAGGCCAUCGACGGUAUGCAAUGCCGGUUCGCGAACCCGCCCGUGCAAGUGAAGCAUGAUUUUGGAGCGGUUAUGGACUUGCUGCAGCAGUAUUUGAAGAAAGGUCCCAAAGUAUGAGAGUGAGCGAGCAUUAAAACGUUUCAGGUGAAACAAAUAUAGCCUGAAUUGCAGAGGAAAGCAGCAACUUUUGCAGUAAAGAAGCAGGCAAAGUUUUUCUUGUUUCUAUUUUUGGAAAAGGUUUAUACCUAAAUUUUGACUUGUGAAACCCCAAGAAUAUUUGUCCAAAUAAAUUCCGUACUGUGAGUCUGACUUCGAAGAUGUGUUCACUCAAAGUUAUUUUUC
This is a messenger RNA of Quercus lobata, 1884 nucleotides long. RefSeq names its product threonine synthase 1, chloroplastic-like. Gene Ontology annotation, biological process: amino acid metabolic process. The coding region runs from base 88 to 1659 and encodes 523 amino acids. NCBI's taxonomy places the organism in Eukaryota, Viridiplantae, Streptophyta, Magnoliopsida, Fagales, Fagaceae. Gene Ontology annotation, molecular function: pyridoxal phosphate binding. The record is from RefSeq and is a predicted model, not a curated record. The transcript is spliced from 2 exons.